Messenger RNA from Centropristis striata (black sea bass), 2970 nucleotides. It is a transcript of the gene dlb, whose product is annotated as deltaB. Bases 218 to 2119 code for a protein of 633 amino acids. Gene Ontology annotation, cellular component: plasma membrane; protein-containing complex. Gene Ontology annotation, molecular function: calcium ion binding. The record is from RefSeq and is a predicted model, not a curated record. The transcript is spliced from 7 exons. Gene Ontology annotation, biological process: multicellular organism development; cell communication; establishment or maintenance of epithelial cell apical/basal polarity. NCBI's taxonomy places the organism in Eukaryota, Metazoa, Chordata, Actinopteri, Perciformes, Serranidae.
UGUGCGUCUUUUACGCAGCAGAACCAAAACAAGUGGAGUGCCGGAUAAAGGACAAAGAAGACUUUCACCAGGAGACAAGGAUUUAAGAGGCACCCACAGGAUCACAGCGUUUAAAGUGAUGCAACUUUUUUGAGUUUUCUUCAACAUCUUUUGGGAAUAUUAUUGCACACGACGAAUGCGGACAUCCACUUAGAGCUGGGAAACAAACUGAGAAGAAAUGGCACAUCUUCACUUGAGAUACCUCCUGGCUUUGGCCUUAGUGCACGUAGUUUUGUCCUCUGGUGUGUUUGAGCUGAAAAUUAACUCAUUCCACACGGCGCAGCGCAUCUGUAGAAGACACAGGGACUGUCACAUUUUUUUCAGAAUUUGCCUAAAACACCCGGAGGAUGUGAUCUCCGCAGAGCCGCCCUGCACCUUUGGCACCGGACACACCAACGUUAUCAGAGCCGAUCACACCUCGAUUUCUAGCAGCGCUCCCAUCAGGGUGCCUUUCCACUUCAAGUGGCCGGGAACAUUUUCAUUGAUCAUUGAAGCCUGGAACGCUGAAUCUCCCACUGAAUACACGGACAACCAGAAUAACCUCGUGAGCCGCUUGGCGACCAGGAGAAGACUAGCCAUCGGUGAGGACUGGUCCCAGGACGUGCACUUUGGCGAGCAGAGCGAGCUGCGCUACUCCUACCACGUCUACUGCGAUGAGUACUACUUUGGAGACGGCUGUGCUGACUACUGCCGGCCGAGAGACGACACGCUGGGACACUACACCUGCGACGAGGAGGGCAACCGCAUCUGCCUGGAGGGCUGGAAGGGAAACUACUGCUCUGAGCCCAUCUGCUCAGCGGACUGCAGCGAGAGGCACGGCUACUGCGAGGCCCCAGGGGGCUGUACAUGUCGCAUGGGCUGGCAGGGCCCCUCCUGUAAUGAAUGCGUGCGAUACCCAGGCUGCCUCCACGGGACGUGCAGCCAGCCGUGGCAGUGUAACUGUCAGGAGGGCUGGGGGGGCCUCUUCUGUGACCAGGACCUCAACUACUGCACAAACCACAAGCCCUGCGCCAACGGGGCCACCUGCACCAACACGGGCCAGGGCAGCUACACCUGCACCUGCCGGCCCGGCUUCGGAGGCACCAACUGUGAGCUGGAAACCAACGAGUGCGACAGCAACCCCUGCAAGAACGGAGGCAGCUGCAAUGACCUGGAGAACGACUACUCGUGCACCUGCCCCCAGGGAUUCUACGGUAAGAACUGUGAGAUCAUUGCCAUGACGUGCGCCGAUGGUCCCUGCUUCAACGGCGGCACCUGUGUGGAGACGAUGACCGGAGGCUACACCUGCCGCUGCCCCCCCAGCUACACCGGCUCCAACUGUGAGAAGAAGCUGGACCGCUGCAGCAACAGGCCCUGUCUGAACGGUGGUGAGUGUCUGGACCUGGGCCAGAGUGUCCUGUGCCGCUGUCAGGCAGGCUUCACUGGGGCCAACUGCCAGGUCAACAUUGACGACUGCGCCUCAACGCCCUGUGAGAACGCUGGAACCUGCCAGGACGGUGUGAAUGACUACACCUGCUCAUGCACCCUGGGGUACACCGGCAAGAACUGCAGCGUGCGCUCGGACGCCUGUGGCGCGCGCCCUUGCCAGAACGGCGGCACGUGCUUCACCCACUUCACCGGGCCUGUGUGCCAGUGCCCCAAGGGCUUCAUGGGUCCCAGCUGCGAGUUCACGCUGCAGCCCAGCUUCAAACCCGCUUUACGCCAAACCUCCCAGCCCUCCUCGGCCACCCUCACCGUCUCCUGCCUCCUGGCUGUGCUGGUGCUGGUUCUGGUGGCGGGUAUUAUCUACUUGAGGAGGAGGAGGAGGCUGCAGGGGAGGAAGCAGCUGAGCGACAUUGCGGUCUACAACGACUUGGACACGGUGAACAACCAGGGAGGGAAUGAAAGAGAAGCCUUCCUCAGUCCCAACGGCCUCUUCAAGAUCAGUAACGGCACGGCUCGCCUCAGCCUCUCACUGUGCCCUGAUGGGAGAUCUGGGUACAGACAGGCCAACCCUGUGGAGAGCAGCCUGGCCAGGAGCCAGCAGGACUUUAUGUGGAGGGACGAGUCGGGCCUGGGCUCCGGGGCCGGAAUGAGAUGAAACAGAGAGAAAAGACGGAGGUUUAAACAGGGGAAAAUGAAUAUUAGCACUUGUUGCUCCUCCCUCUUCAUGCACAGUGAAGAAAGGAGCAAAUCCACAAGUAAAACAAAACACUCUGCUUAUGCAGAAGAUAAUGUACCAUUAAAAAUGUAAGCAGAAGAAACAAAUUAUUGACAAAUGAACUAUUGUGAUAAAGAUGAUUUACAAAGAUUAUUAAAAUGUAUAUGGGGCAAAGCUCUUCCAUGUUUAAGACCCAAAGAAACAAAUAAUACAUCCACUUUCCAUACAUAGGACCUACAACACAAACCAAAUACAGGAAGUCACAAUACUCUGACCACUUUGGAAAACCUGCCCAGGACAUGUUGUUUUGGGUUAUUGUUUUUAACAUGUUCACUUUGAUUAUUUCUCUUUUUUUAAAAAAAAAAAAAACACCGAACUUUUGUUUUGCUUUUCAAUCUUCCUUUGGACAUUAUUUCCUUAUUGUGCGUACCAUCAUUUUUAUUCUUUAUAUUAUUUAUUUAUUUGAAAACUUAUGUUUAUGGCUUCACUUUGAUUGUCAAAGAUGUAGAUAUAUAUUUAUAUGAUGCUGAAUGGAGACCGACACUUGAUGUUGUACCUGGAUGUUUUAUGGGCUGUGAAAGCUGUGUGAAAUAUCCCAAAGAUAUUCAGAGCAGGGAUAUCAGGAAAAUGUGCUUUAUCACACUAAGUCAGCCACUGCUGUCCUUUAUAUUUAUACUUUAUAUACUACUGAUCACAUUGCUCUUUCAUGUGCCAUUUUGUGUUCAUGCCAAAGUUUGUGUUAUGUUCUGUCAUUCAUAUUAUUUAAUUUCAUCAUGUUGUGGUUGUGACGU